This is a messenger RNA of Thamnophis elegans (Western terrestrial garter snake), 1266 nucleotides long. RefSeq names its product clarin 3 (gene CLRN3). The record is from RefSeq and is a predicted model, not a curated record. NCBI's taxonomy places the organism in Eukaryota, Metazoa, Chordata, Lepidosauria, Squamata, Natricidae.
CUAUUUAUUUCUUUAUUACCAUUACUGCUAGUACAAAGUUUAGGGUGCAGGCAAUGUGCUCUCAUUUUUUCAGGAAGAGUGGCAAAACCUUCAUAGACUGAGAUCCUCAUCGAAAGAAUUGCAGAUUCUGUCUCGGUGGAGAAACCUUAUUAUAGUUUACGAAAACUCUCUUCUCUUUCUAACACAAUGCCAUCCAGGCGAAAGACCUUGAUGUUUGCCUCGGCUUUUUUCACCAGUCUGUGCUCUUUUGUUAUUGUAUGCGUUGUGCUUGCAAACAACUGGGUGUCAAGUGACAUUACCAAUAUGAAAGAAAAUCCCAAUAUGAAGCUAGUAAUUACAUAUGGACUUUUCCAAGGAGUUUGCUCAGAUAUAUCGCAAGGAAUUGGUUCACCUCCCACCAGCUUUCAAGUUGCAGGUGCUCUAGGAAAUGAUACUUUGAAGAUUUUCCAUGGUGUAAUUAUAUUUCUUUUGGUUGUUACUAUGCUGAGUUCCUUCCUUAGUUCUGGAUUUACCUGUUACAAUGCCAUCAGCAACCCAUACCAAACCUUUCUGGGGCCUACUGGAGUUUAUACCUGGAAUUCUAUGUCUUGUGUUUGCUGUCUGUUAAACCUAAUAUUGUUUGCAGUGAAUGUAGAAGUCAACAAAUUGUCCGCUGAGCUGGCCAGCAAAUAUUGCACAAUUUCCAGCGACUUGGAACAAAGCAAUAUCUCGUACGGAUAUUCAUACUGGAUCAUGCUUCUUAUAAUUGCCCUCAAUGCUACAACUGUUAUCAUCCUUGUUUUCUACCAACGGGCAAAGUAUUCGAAGAAGAAGGAACGAGAGAGGCCUUUGGACAGUGCACCCAAGGAUGGGAUUUUAUUUAAUGUGAUUAUUUCUUCUGCUUUAAGAUAAAUUGAUCUAUUUCAAGAUAAGAAUGGAGUUACGGCCAUGUGAGGUUCAUUGGCUUACAUAGUAUCAUGAGGUACGAGGAAAAUAUAAAGGUAAAGAUAAUAUAAUGGAGGCUCUUAGGACUGGCAGUUGAAGGGUCAAACCUUGAAUUUCUAUAGGUAUUAUUAUAAUUGAUAAGUUAUUUCAAGAACCAGUUUGGUGUAGCGGUUAAAGCAUCAGCACAGAAACGGUUUCACCGACAAAUGCGCGCUCGACAAAAGCGCGCUGAUGAAACCGUGACAAGAAAACCAUGAGUUCGAAAGCACGCCAACGAAUGAGCGCAGAAGCGUUGCCGACAACAGCACGCCGAGAAAAACACACUCUAACCCUAACCCUAAC